This is a messenger RNA of Penicillium longicatenatum, 282 nucleotides long. RefSeq lists its product as uncharacterized. Bases 1 to 282 code for a protein of 93 amino acids. The transcript is spliced from 2 exons. Lineage: Eukaryota; Fungi; Ascomycota; Eurotiomycetes; Eurotiales; Aspergillaceae. The record is from RefSeq and is a predicted model, not a curated record.
AUGUCAGACCUUCUCAAAGGAUAUGUGGAUAUUGCCCUCACGUAUGAGCGUGAGCAGGAGGAGAUUGCAGUCUCCGAAGGCUGGGCUGAAAAUGCCGGAUGUAUAUUCCAUGACCACUUCACACUAGUUGGUCCAGAGCAUGACCCAGCCAGUGUCAGCCAAGCAAAGUGCAUUGAGGAAGCAUUCGAUCGAGUCGCCUCGAAAACGAUGGAUCAGCAACUAUGUGCAAAGAACGAGAAAUCUGGCGCCGAUGCCAUCGUUGUCCAUGGGAGGAAAGUCUGA